GCCUUGGCGCUCCAUUCUCGUUCUUCUUCUUCAACCCCUUCUCCCUCUUUCUCUCUCCCCUGUUUGCCAAAUACCGAACUCACUUUUUGGUCCCUCUCUUUGCAGAGAGAGAAAAAUGCAGAAGCUGUGAAGUUUCUCCUAUGGUUUUUGUUAAGUAAUUUAAGUUUUGGCUAAUAGUUGAAGAUAGUUCAACCAUCGAAGUUCCUAACAGUUUUUAAUUUCUUAUUUCCCGGAGGGCGAAGUGAAGCAGAUUUGGGAUUGGAUAAUUAAAGGUGAUUAGGCUUUCUUAACAUAGGGAAGUAAAAAUUGUGCUGCUUCUCCACAUUAAUCAAGAAUAUCCUUCUAGUGCUAGACCAUGGGAAACAAGGAAGAGGGGAAGUCCUCUAAACCUGAUAAAUCAUCUUCACCUGCACCAGUGGAUCAUACCAAUAUUCAUGUCUAUCCUGAUUGGGCGGCCAUGCAGGCGUAUUAUGGCCCUCGAGUUGCUCUUCCACCCUAUUAUAACUCAGCUGUGGCGUCUGGUCAAGCACCUCAUCCAUAUAUGUGGGGCCCACCACAGCCUAUGAUGCCACCUUAUGGAGCCCCUUAUGCAGCAGUGUACUCUCAUGGAGGAGUAUAUGCGCAUCCAACAGUUCCAAUUGGAUUGCAUCCUAAUGUUUCUGGUGUUCCAUCAUCACCUGCUGCCGCAACACCUGUGAGUGUAGAAACGCCUAAAAAAUCUACUGGAAAUACAGAUAGGGGUUUAAUGAAGAAGUUGAAAAGAUUUGAUGGGCUUGCAAUGUCAAUAGGCAAUGGUAAUACUAAUGCGGAGAGUGCUGAGGGCGGGGACCACAGGCUAUCUCAGAGUGCGGAGACUCAAGGUUCUAGUGAUGGAAGUGAUGGAAAUACAGCUGAGGGAAGCAAAAGGAGUUGUGAGGGGAUGCCAAAUGUCGGUGGAGAGAUGAGAACUGAAUUGCAGGUCAGUUCUGUUCCUACUGGGGAGGUGAAUGCAUCAUCUCAUAAGGUAUUGGGUGCUGCUGUUGCUUCUGCUAGUGUAUCAGGAAAAUCUGAGGGAACUGCAGUUUCUCCUAGCAUGAGCACAGCAUAUGAGCUCAGGAACCCUCCUGUGAAUUCUGCUAAGACAAGUGUAACUAACAUUCCACAACCUUGUCAAGUUCUGCCUUCUGAAGCCUGGUUUCAGAAUGAGCGGGAGCUGAAACGGGAAAGGAGGAAACAAUCAAAUCGAGAAUCUGCUAGAAGGUCAAGAUUGAGGAAACAGGCUGAGACUGAAGAACUUGCUCAUAAAGUGGAAUCCUUGACUUCUGAAAAUUUGGCACUUAAAUCAGAAAUAAAUCAAUUGACCAAGAAAUCAGAGAAACUAAGGCUGGAAAAUGCAUCAUUACUGGAGAAGCUAAAAAAUUCACAUUUAGGACACACACAAGAGAUUAUUUUGAACAGCAGUAACGAGCAGAGGGCCUCAGCUAUUAGUACAGAGGACCUGCUGUCAGGAGUUAAUAAUUCUGCCUCUGUCGAUAGAAACCCUGGGGAAGAGGGGGAGCUGUAUGAGAGAAGCUCAAACUCGGGUGCCAAGCUGCAUCAACUCUUGGGUGCAAGUCCAAGGGCCGAUGCAGUGGCCGCUAGCUAAUUUUAGAAACUAGUUUGUCUAGAGUCUCUUUUCAUCUUAAAUUUAGAGGCAACCAAGUAGUUUUGGCAUAUUACAAGCCCAAAAUUACUCCUAACAACUAGCAGAGGGAUGGAAUGGCUGAAAACAAUUGGUAUCCAUCUCUUAUACUUUCAAUCAACUUGUAAGUUAGCUUUCUCAUGGCAGGAGUGAUAUAUUUUAUCAGAACUCUGGGUGCUGGAAUGGUCACUGAAAAAGGUAAUGUAAAUUGAAAAGAAUUAGAGCUUUGAUUUUAGAAAAGAUGUCGAAACUUUAAAUAUGCAACUGUUUGUGCGAUUUUCACUAACGUAUACAUUUAUGAUACGUGUAUGAGAAAGAACAGUACUUGAGAAUAUGAAUGCUUGCUGAUUACCAUUGUA
Hevea brasiliensis (rubber tree) is the source of this 2019-nucleotide messenger RNA. RefSeq names its product common plant regulatory factor 1. Gene Ontology annotation, cellular component: nucleus. Gene Ontology annotation, biological process: regulation of DNA-templated transcription. NCBI's taxonomy places the organism in Eukaryota, Viridiplantae, Streptophyta, Magnoliopsida, Malpighiales, Euphorbiaceae. The record is from RefSeq and is a predicted model, not a curated record. Gene Ontology annotation, molecular function: sequence-specific DNA binding; DNA-binding transcription factor activity. The transcript is spliced from 13 exons. The coding region runs from base 356 to 1624 and encodes 422 amino acids.